Molecule: messenger RNA, 1119 nt
Organism: Rhopalosiphum padi (bird cherry-oat aphid)
Lineage: Eukaryota; Metazoa; Arthropoda; Insecta; Hemiptera; Aphididae
Product: odorant receptor 43b-like
Exons: 5
Coding region: 1-1119 (372 amino acids)
Biological process (GO): sensory perception of smell; detection of chemical stimulus involved in sensory perception of smell
Cellular component (GO): plasma membrane
Molecular function (GO): odorant binding; olfactory receptor activity
Source: RefSeq, a predicted model, not a curated record
AUGGCACACAUAGUCGACACUUAUUUUAAAAAAGCUGGAUGCGGCGACGGCCACAGUUAUGACACUACAUGUCUGGUGUAUUUCACUUAUUGUGAGAUUGUCGUCACACUGUUCUUCGUGGCGUCAACCUACCUAUUGAUUGCCGACCCCACAGAAGACCUAUCCGUUCGCGCCUACGGCGCCCUAUGCUUCAUAAUUGAAAUCCUCAUUUCUGCAUUCAUAGCUAUUAGGUUCUACAAUCAGUCACAAUACCGUGAUAUGUAUCAGCGUUCGCGGAGAGUAGGAAUAUCAGAAAACCUUAGACAGAAAAUCGCAAUUGUGAUCAAACAUCACUUAAUCAUGCCGAACUUGUUCGCAGUAGUUUCCGUGUUGUACACGAUUUCGUCGGAAUCAGUGAAGAUUGGUGAUCCGUUCACGUUCCCCUUCGUGGACGUAUUGUCGAUAAAAACGACAACUGAGGCUGUUUACGUAUUCAAAUAUAUUUUAUACGCUUUGCCCGUAUACAUUGCACACAUUGAAGUCAGUUUCUUGCACGUGAUGUACAUGUAUUCCACGGGCGUUCUGCAGACUCAUUUUCAGAUUCUCGACGAACAGGUCAAAGAAUCAAUGGUAAACACGGAUGAACACAAAUUAAAGAUCGCGAUCGAACACCAUCAAGAGAUGUUGAAGUUUUUCAAAGAAAUGAAGACAAUAUUUGAGAAACCAAUAUUUUUGAUAAUAGUAUGUUGUGGAUUGUAUAUUGGUUUGACUGGUUGUUUAGUAAUUCAAGUCAUACAGGGCUAUAUUCAUCAAAUAAUAUUGGGACUAUGUAUAGUUAGUAGUUUGCAAUGUAUCAUAACAAUUAUAAUUUAUUGCAAUUAUGCAAGUAAUUUGUACAAUUUACAUGAUGGUAUAUUUAACGGACUUUUUAAACAUCGUUUAUUUUAUUCUCAAAACAAAUCAUUUAAUCAUCUUAUAUUAAUAAUGAUGACUAGAGCAACGAUUCCAUUAGAAUUUAAAGCUGGUUCCAUUUUCACCGUAAACAUAAACCUACUUGUCAGAAUCUUAAAAUUUGCAUACACGGUGUUUAAUGUUCUAUUAACUUCAAUCAAUCACCAACUUAUAAAAACUGAAGUAUAA